AUGGAUGUCGUUUGGUCUUGGCCGCCGGUGACGAGGACCCUCGUUGUAGGCUCGUUUGUCACCUCCAUCGGCGUCUAUAGCAACCUCAUUCCCGCCUACCCUUUGGUCUUCCUUCCAUACAAGAUCUUCGCCUUUCCACCACAGAUCUGGAGGCUGGUUACUGCCUUCUUCAUAACUGGGCCGCGGACUGGUAUCAUAUUCGACCCAUACUUCCUGUACCAGUAUGGUUCGCAGCUGGAGCUCAGCUCCUCGCGCUUUACUGAACCGGGUUCCUUCCUCACGUACAUCGCCUUCAAUGGCCUUGUUAUUUCGGCUCUGGCUGGCUACUGGCUUGGUUCUGUCGUUCUCCUCUCCGCCCUCAUGAUGGCAGUCACGUACACGUUCGCCCAGGACAACAGCAGCAGGAUGGUAACGUUCUUCAUCGUCACCAUUCAGGCCAAAUACCUACCCUAUCUGCUAUUGGUCUGGACCUUCGUCGCGGAUGGACCCUCACCGGCUAUGCUCCAGCUCACCGGGCUUCUUUCUGCUCAUCUCUACGACUUUUUGACCCGCAUUUGGCCGACAUUUGGUGGUGGCAGCAAUCCGAUCAAGACCCCAAGAUUUAUUAGGCAGUACUUUGAGGGAGGUGGUGUGCGGCCUGCUCCUCAGCAGCGUGGCUUCGGCAUGGCUUACGCCCCACCUGGUGAGGCGCGCACUACUGGCUCAAGUUGGGCGUCAACGCGUGGUCCGGGCCGCCGUCUCGGUGGAGAAUGA
Molecule: messenger RNA, 753 nt
Organism: Lasiodiplodia theobromae
Lineage: Eukaryota; Fungi; Ascomycota; Dothideomycetes; Botryosphaeriales; Botryosphaeriaceae
Product: Er-associated proteolytic system protein Der1
Exons: 3
Coding region: 1-753 (250 amino acids)
Biological process (GO): endoplasmic reticulum unfolded protein response
Cellular component (GO): Hrd1p ubiquitin ligase ERAD-L complex; endoplasmic reticulum membrane
Molecular function (GO): ubiquitin-specific protease binding; misfolded protein binding
Source: RefSeq, a predicted model, not a curated record